CGCUGUUAGGGGCCAGCCAUCGCUCAUACGUGUCUUGUAGGUUUUGAAGGGUGACUUAACAUUUUCAAAAUGAGAUUCCAUACAUGUGCAGACGGGUGGGCAGCAGGAGAACCCAGUCAGUGCCUCGUGCCUUCGUCAAGUGUUAGGUGGCUAGCCAAAGCCUAGAGCUUCUGCCAUGAAGUGUUAGGUGGCCGCAUGCUCGGCAGGUUCUCAGACAUUGUCCGUGGACCACCCGCGUCACUGGGGAGCUGGGCCAACGGACACCUGCGGAGUCAGAGCUCCCGUUGGCGGGCCCUGGCGGUCUCAGCGGCAAAAGCUCCUCCCGUGCCACCCCACAAGUUUUGAAUCGAGGCAGAGGACGUUGAAACUGCAAGAGGUUUUGUGCUUUUGUGCUUUUUCUUCCCUUUGACGGUUCGAAGGAACUGUCAGCAGGUGUCUGUGGUCUCCACAGGGACGCUCGCAACCACUCUUUUGUAACGUCUGCUGGUGUUGCAGGUUUUGUGUUAACAGGUCUCUGAGCAUUCUUGGAUGCCUGACCUUGAGGAAAAUACAUGUAUAUUUUUGUUCCAUAAAAAGAACUUUAGGAACUAUAGUUAUUUCAUUGCCUUAAUUUUAAGAAGAAAGUACACAAAAAGAGCAGACUUGUUUUAGUAAGAAAUCCAGUCUUGCUGCUUCCAAGUUGGUGAGGCUGUGAUGCGGUGAACCUGGUGCCCUGUUGAUGGUGUGUCCUGUGGGUCUGUGCCACGAGAGGUUUGCGCGUGUGGUCUGACUGAGUGUGUUUCUGCCCAGCCUCGCAGCUCUGCUCUGAACAGCUUGUUGAGCAAUAACCACUUUAAAGGAUGGAAAUGACUGCUUCCUGCCGACUGUUAUACAUAAAAGCAUUAGGGGCAGUAAUGAUGCCAGGGUGGGUGUUUCCUCACUUCACAGGAGCCAUGUAAACUUAAUUUAAGAGGUAAACGCAUCCUCUAGUUUGCUUUUCUAAUCAGGAGUUUUGUACUGUUGCCACGCUCCCCUUGGAUUAUGGGAAUGAAAGCUAGUGUGUAAACUGUAAGCAUAUGGAACUGCCUGCUGCCACGCGGCACUGCUGGGAGGGCGGGUAUCCUGCUGUGUCCUUGGCGCUCACGUGCUCAGCUGGCAUGGAGCAUGGGGUUGCUGCCUGAUGGCAGAGUGUGCUCCUUCAUACGUGACGCUGUGCAUGUGUGUGUAACUGCCCCUGACAGCUCCAGCUGCCAGAACUGGAGUGUGUGAGCUAGCCCCAACCUGCACGUGUGACGCCAGACAUGCGCGGGUGCAAAGCCUGGAACCCUAACUUUGAGGAACAUUUCUUUUAAUUUGAUUACCAUUGGGUAACAACUGAGGUAGAGCAAAAACGUCUUAAAAGACAGCUAGGAAACAACUAGUAUCAUGUCAUGAAAUACACGUAUUUUAAAAACACUUUGAACACUGAGGUUUCUUCUCUUUCCUGUAAAGAACUUGAAGUCAUGAGCACCAGGAAUCACUUUGAUUGGCACUGUCUCGCUGUCUGUGUCCCAGCUCCCGCGGGUAGUGUGAGCCUUGUGUGUCUGUGUGAUAAGUGCAACCCCUUUGCCUGCCCUGAAACUGGGCAGGUCCGCUGGCCAUGGCAACCGUAACCAGGUUACUGAGGACACAAACGAGUAGGAAAGAAAUGCCUUGGUACAUGGAAAGGCAUCUGUAUUUAACAACUUUUAUCUAGAUGGAAAUGUAUUUACUAAAUUUGCCCAGAUGCUAUUAUAAUAUUGCAGUUUCAUUAGACUGCUUUUAAUUAACUGCUUUUAAUUAAAACAAGAUUUACUUCAGAUUGGACCAAACAAUACUUAAGAUAUCACCAGAAUGUUGAUUAGUGGCAAACUGGAAAACAAUGCCACCACCAUUUUCAGGUCACAAUUUGUGAGAUGAGUGACUCAGACGAUGACGACGUCCCCCAGCUUUCUUCCCACACCGUAGCAGCUCUCCAGGAAUUUUAUGCCGAGCAGAAGCAACACCCUGACCCAAGUGGGGAUGACAAAUACAUCAUUGGAGUAAUAGAAGAGAACUGGCAAUUGAGCCAGUUUUGGUACAGCCAGGAGACAGCUCUGCGACUUGCCAAGGAAGCUAUUGCGGCUGCUGGGGAAGGUGGCAGGGUGGCGUGCGUGAGCACCCCCAGCGUUUACCAGAAGCUGAGGGAGCUGCGCAGCGAGCUCGUUUCCGUCUGCUUGUUUGAGUUUGACCGGAGAUUCGCCGUGUAUGGGGAGGACUUCAUCUUCUACGAUUACAGCCGCCCCCUGGACUUACCUGGGGACGUCGCUGCGCACAGCUUUGACGUCGUGAUAGCAGAUCCCCCCUACCUCUCUGCGGACUGUCUCAAGAAAACGGCCGAGACCAUCCGGUACCUGACUCGGGGCAAGAUUCUGCUGUGCACAGGUGCUGUCAUGGAGGAGGAGGCAGCCAGGCUCCUGGGAGUGACGCCCUGCAGCUUCCUCCCGACACACCGCCGGGUGCUGGCCAAUGAGUUCCGCUGUUAUGCGAACUAUGACUCUGGGCUGGGUCAUGAUGUCUGAGUGUCGGAAAGGAUGCCGCGUCAUAGCGCCGAGACCUCCGCGCACAGCAGCUCACAAGGUGAGGGCAGGGGCCUCCCCGGGCUUCCCCGACCGCCUCAGACCUCAGGCUUUGUUCAGCUUGAAUCUGUCGGAUGUAGUUGGAAGAAAUCUCAGACCCAUCAGGCUGCUGUCCUCACUUAGCGUUGGUGACAGAAGUGUGGACAGCUUGGUGGCUCGGCCAGCACCUGGAUUGGAGAGACCUCGGCCUCUGCCUUGGGCCUUCUGUCCCCAGUGGACUCCUUCUGGCUGCCCGCCACCCUCCCGGAGGACCCAGCACCCCUCGGGGACACACGACUCGCCUGGGGCACUGGUGUCCCAGAGCCUGGGGGACUUUUCCUUGAAGGUAGGACAAAGAUGUAGCCAGGUGGCCUCCACUCUCACCUCAGUCACAGCAAAGGCUCUGACUCACCUGAAAACAUGUAACCACCUUAUGCAAACCCAACGCCAAAGCAGAAGGACGUGGGGCGUAUGCUGGACCCCAGUACUGUUCGAAACAUCCCCCCUCCACCUCAGCAACCCAGGGACCUGCUUCUGGUACCCGCAUGUGGGUGGAUGGCGGGGCCCAGACUGCGUUUCCAUUUACAGAAGAGCAUUGUCAGGCGGAGGACAGGUCAGUGGGCGGCAGAGGCUGGGACAGGCUGGGGGGACUUGGUGGUGCUGGGACCGCUGGGACUCUCGGUGCAGUGGUGACACAAGUCUACGCGUGACAGCCCUGCACACUCGUGUGCGUGGACAGCUGGUGGACUGUGUGCAGCCUUGGACGGUGCCCGCGCCCAUCUGUUGUGACGUGGUAGUUAUGUGAGGUGGCACUGCUGGGGGAGACGGGGUGAAGGAUAAACAGACCUCUGGUAUUUUUGCAGUUUUCUGUGACAUGAGGUUGAAAAUCAGAGACUGGGGGAUUGUUUUCACCGCAGCAAAACCCAGCAUAUCCCAAGGCGCGUGUGCUGGGCCUGUAUGCGGCCUAUGUGGGGCUAGUCCUGUUCUCUCUCAGACCUCGGUUGUCAUGCUGUGGGAUAGUGUCAAGUAUAAGUGCUCUUUAAAAAUAAUCCCUAGCAUAUCAUUUCCUUAUGAAGCAGUUUCUAAAAUUUGCCUAACGCAGUAACACAUUUUCCUAACAAAUCGUGUAGAAAUGUAACUUAGGAAUUGUGGGCGAGCAGUAGCCUAGGAAUAAGAGAUUUUAGUCGUUCUGUAGACCUAGCAUUUAGAUGAGGAGAGAAACCUUAUUUCUCAGGGGGUGGGAGAGGAAGGGCAAAGCCUGACACAUAAAACUGAAAUUACAUUUUGUUUAAUAAGCAGUCAAUAUGUGUUUCACUGCUUUGGACACUCUUCCGUGACUCUGGUUCCAAGCUGCCCAUAUCUGUCUCCACUCUGCUCUGUGCCCAGCAGCCUCCGGCAGUGAGGACAGGCUGGGGGGACUUGGUCCUGGUCACUCCCUGCCUGUCUCGCCCACGGCAGACACAGUGCACAGGGCCACCAGCUUGGGGACCGAGGAGGCUGGGCCAUGCCCUCACGUGGGGCUGCCUGCGUGCCAAAGUUCUCUGCAGGUGACCUUGUCGCACCCCUCACACAGGACCAUAAAACCCAAGGUAUUGUUGUGUGACAGACACCUUUGUAAGCAUAGACCAGGUGUGUGUGUGUGAGCACGCACGCAGAGGGCCGUAACUGCAGUUUGGCCAGCAACUCCAAGGUUUCUGGGAAGUGACACUCAGCUGUGUGCCGGGGCGUUGGACAAGAGCAAACGAAAUGCCUGGUGACUCCUGAGCCCCGUUUCGGAUGGCCCCGUCCUGGCUCCACCGCAUCCUCCUCAGUCAGAGCAGGGACCAGUUUCUGAAACCGACCCCUUUCCCUUUGCUGUGAUAGAAGAGAUGCAAUGCAACCAGAAGUGUGGGCCACUUCUCCCGAACGUGGAAUGGCUGGCAUGUGCCAAUGUCUUUGGACGACUACUCCCAAAUGAUUCUGGUUUUCCAAAACAAGCAUACAAUAAAAAUACUGUCGGUUUGUUGGAAAAAGUUCUGCAAUAACCACAGUCCCAGCAUUCCGAGGGUUGCCAUGAAACCCUCAAGACAGAAUUACUUGAAGGAACAGGCCCCAUGGCCCUUUGUGAGAAGGAAGAAGGUACAAAUUUAAAUAGUGAGCUGCUACUCUGCAAAGCCUGGAAACAGCGCCUGCCUGCCUGCAUCAGUGACAUGAGCCUGGUAAUGUGUGUGUGAACUUUGGCUGGUGUGAUUUCUCUGGCUGUAAAUUUCCCUAUUAGUCUGAUAGAACACAACCCCUCCAUCUCAAAACCAACCUCUAAUUUUAACGAGAACAAAAUUCUGUCCAAUAAACUCAUUAUUCAUUGACACAUUCAUUAUCUCCCCUUACUGGGUCACUGCCCUCUGCGUUCAGCAUAUUGCAUCCAGUCGCUGCUGCUUAGGGACUUCAUUUUAAAUUUACCUUUUACAGCAAGAAAUGCAGGCACUUGGAAGUGACAAACUGCGGGAGCAAUAAACAGACCAUGGAGGAUGAACAGCUUGCUAUUUAUUGUCACCGUAGCUCAUGGAUCACUGGGACAGUGCUGGAGCUGUGCCAGGUGCUUGUGGGUGUGUGGGCGUCACGGUGCCAGAGGAGCAGCAAUCUAUGCGCCGGGGGCAGCACAGCCAGCUGACAGCCAUUGCAGGUCCCAUUUCCAGCCGAAUGCGACGUGUGGUCAGAGCUGGCUGAGGGCAAGUGCUCAACAGAAGUGAUUAAGUGGGUGAGGGCGCCAUUCAGAGAAAAAACACAAAUAGUGGUACGUCUUAAGAGUUCAGGCCGGUUUCUUCCAUUGGGAAUGUGCUACCUUUUAAACAAACUAAGUUUAAACUAAUAAUACAUUUAAUAAAAGCGACAUUUUUCUCCAUGCAAA
Rhinolophus ferrumequinum (greater horseshoe bat) is the source of this 5481-nucleotide messenger RNA. It is a transcript of the gene EEF1AKMT1, whose product is annotated as EEF1A lysine methyltransferase 1. The record is from RefSeq and is a predicted model, not a curated record. The coding region runs from base 1914 to 2558 and encodes 214 amino acids. The transcript has 5 exons. NCBI's taxonomy places the organism in Eukaryota, Metazoa, Chordata, Mammalia, Chiroptera, Rhinolophidae. Gene Ontology annotation, molecular function: nucleic acid binding; protein-lysine N-methyltransferase activity. Gene Ontology annotation, biological process: methylation.